AUGGAAGGCUUUCAUAAAGACAGUGCCAACUUAUACAUAUGCUGGGAGUGCAAAGCCCUUAUGUCUAGAAUUUGUGGAUUCCGUAAUCAGGCAUGUACAGCACAAAAACAGCUGACUAUGAUUUCUGAAGGACAGACUUAUAAAACUCUAACAGUUUUAUCAAAUCUGACUCAAUCUUUAAAAGCAAAUUAUGACUAUACCUUUAUAUACACGUCAGAAGAUUCCUCAAUGCUAAUAGAUAACUUCAUAGAUUGCGGACCUAUAAGAGAUAUUAAAGUGGAAAGUGAUACAGAUGAUGUUCCUUUAGCAGAGCUUCUACUUAACAAUUAUAUGACCCAUGAAAAUGUAGAAGAGGAGAAAACUUCUUUAAGUGUGAACCCAAAAAGUACUUAUUUAAAUAACUUAAAUAAGACAUAUCAAAAAACAAAAUCCAUCAGAAAAAAGUGCCCCAGUGAAACUAUGAAGGAAAAUAAUGUCUUAGUAAUGAGCAAUAACAAAUAUUACUCUACGAGCCAAAUGAAUGAGAUUGAAAUGGCCGAAAGCAGAAAAAUGAGAAGUUAUGCUAUGGCCUAUUCGGAUGCACCAUAUAAAUGUGAAAGUUGUGUUGAAGGGUUUAAUUUUGAAAUCGACUUUAAUAGACACUACUUGGAUAAGCAUACUGAGAGAGCCAACCAUGCAGAAUGCGAUAUUUGUCGCACUUACGUAGAAAAGAUGUCUCUUCCUUUACACAGAAAGGAGCAUUAUUUGAGGCACACAUGUAGCUUUUGUGAUUUUGGCACGUCUGAUCUAAAGAAUAUGUUAAGUCAUUUAAAGAGUGAUCACACCAUUAAGAAUGUGGGCGCAAUUAAGAAAAAGAACAGAAGUGGAAAUAUCGUUAAGAACCCCGGUUCAAAGCCAAGAAGGAACAAGGCCAUGAAAGAUAAACGCACCCCAUUAGGAUUCCAGUGUACGGAAUGCGAUAACUACUUUGAGAACAAGAAGAUGAGGUGGAAGCACGUCCAGAAACAGCAUCGCGACGGAUUCGAAUGCAGCACCUGUGGCAAAAGGUUCGCGUUCAAGAACAACCUGACAAGACACGAGCAGACGCACUCACCGCGGCCGCGGGUGGCGUGCGCCGCGUGCGGCAAGCAGGUGCGCGCCGACCUGGUGCGCGCGCACGCCCGCACGCACGCGCAGCGCGAGCGGCUCGCGUGCGCCGCGUGCGAGCGCUCGUUCGCCAGCCGCGCGUCGUACGAGCACCACCUGAAGUACGCGCGGGCGCACGCGCGCGGCGACGUGCUGAGGUACAAGUGUUCGGUGUGCGAUAAAGGAUACAAGUCGAAGGGGGAGCUGAGAGACCACAUAAACUACAGGCACAUGGGCAAAACUCAGCACAAGUGUCCCAUCUGCGCAAAGGCGCUGGCGACGCGUCGCUGCGUCACGCGCCACGUGAAGCGCGCACACGACGGCAUAAAGGAGAACCAGCGAGACAAAAUAUGCCAGCAGUGCGGGAAGGCUUUCAGAGACAAGAAGGGCUUGCGCGAGCACGAGCUCAUCCACACUGGCGAGCGGCCGCUCUCCUGCGAGAUAUGCGGCUGCACGUUCAGGCAGAACGCGACUCUGUACACGCACAGGAAGCGGGUGCACAAGAUACACCCGCAGAGGGCGCGGGUCGAGCUGAUUGAGGGC
Messenger RNA from Iphiclides podalirius (scarce swallowtail), 1668 nucleotides. NCBI's taxonomy places the organism in Eukaryota, Metazoa, Arthropoda, Insecta, Lepidoptera, Papilionidae. The record is from the annotation of a GenBank genome assembly.